AUUGCUGAUUAUAUCAGAGGUAGAAAAAUGUUAUGUGGUUCCCCUUGGCAUUUGUGCGAUCAUGUUUUGUUUAUCAUCCAUAUGGAGACUGAAUCACAUUGGAUUCUUACUCGAUUGAAUAUUGAGGAAAGGCGUAUGUACAUGUACAACUCCUUGUCGACUGCUAUGAAAGAUAGUGCUGCUAUCAAAGCUUGUCAGCCAUUUGCGGUGUUGUUGCCCCACUUUUUUGCUUUGUUUGAUGAGUUCAAAAAGGAAAACAAACCGGUUUGUUUAGACCCUUUCGAAGUUGUUAAGGUUGAUGGUUUGCCUCAACAAACCUCGAAUGACUGUGGUUGUUUCGUUGCAUCGUUUGCCGAAUACUUCAUUGAUAUGAAACCGAUUCCUCCCAUAUUUGAUGUUGAGAAACACCGUGAUAGGCUUGCUGUGUUGUUCUAUAAGUAUGCUCGCAUGAAAGAAUUGGAUUUUAUUGAUAGUGAAGAUGAGGCUCCUCCAAAGGGUCCAAAGAAGAAUUUGUCUUAGUUAUUUAUUGGUUGUUGUUGGAAAUACUACUUUUUUUAUUUAGCUUUUGUUUUUUCUAUUACCAGAUUAUGUUCAUGAUCAUAGACAAGUUGUUGUUUCUAUAAUGUUUUUUUCUUUAUUGGAAUUGGUUUUUUAUUUGUUCAUAUUUUUGGAUUUUUAAUUUUUAUAUUUACUUUAACUCAUGACAGCAUACUAUUAACAACCUUAUUACAACCAUCUGACAAACAAGUAAAUUGCAUUUUAAUCACUUUAUGUAGUUUUUUUUCCUUCUUAUUAAUUUCAACCUUCUUCCACUAAUUUAAUUAUUUAACUAUAAUAUUUGAUGUUCCUUUGUAUAUUAAUGA
This is a messenger RNA of Cannabis sativa, 863 nucleotides long. RefSeq lists its product as uncharacterized. The transcript is spliced from 2 exons. The record is from RefSeq and is a predicted model, not a curated record. Gene Ontology annotation, molecular function: cysteine-type peptidase activity. Gene Ontology annotation, biological process: proteolysis. Lineage: Eukaryota; Viridiplantae; Streptophyta; Magnoliopsida; Rosales; Cannabaceae. The coding region runs from base 28 to 519 and encodes 163 amino acids.